AUGGGAACUUUAGUUAAUAUUAAUCGAGCACAUGAACAAUGUAUCAAGAAUCCUAUCGAUCAGACUGAAUCACCAUCGAAGCACCUUGAAAAUGUACCUGCGAGUGAAAUUAUUAGUACGAUAGAACAAUAUGAGGGAGCCAAAGAUUUAUUGACUAAUUCGCCGGUGCAAAUACAAAAAAUAGGAAAAGCUAAAUUUAACACUAAUGUAUACAGUUUGAUUAGUACUUCUAUCGUUUACCCUGAUAAGUGGUGUCCUCCUCCAUCAUUCACUCGUUCACCUUAUCAUAUUCUUUCAAAUAAACAGAGUGAGCAUGAAAUAAAAGAUUGGUAUACAUCAAUAUUUGGUAAAUUCUUAUCACCACCGACGAAACAACGAUUAUGGCAGCUAGAACCAGCAGAAUGGUCUGCAUUUCUAGUACCUUAUGCAGCAUAUAACUAUGUUGAUUUAAUGGGAAAAUUUUUGUCUAUGUUUGCUUUAAUUGAUGAUCAAUUAGUUGAAAUAGAAGCUUUAGAACAAAAACGAAUAACAUUAGAACAUUUGUUUAUAUUUGCUGAAACAUGGAAACUAGCAUUUCAACGACAAAAUGGUCAGCAGAUGAAUAGCAAAAAUUUAGCAAGAAGAAUUCAUGAACUUGCAUUAAAAACGAAUAUUUCUGUAUUAGACCCAUGUUUUCAAGUUUGGUCUUCAAUUGCUGAUAAUUAUGUAAGAUUUGGUGCAGAUGAAACAUGGUGUAAUAGAAUGUCCAAUGCAAUCAAAGAAUGGAUUGAAUUAGGUAUUAGAGAAGUAAUAGGAAAACGACGUAUGAAACAAUCAUCGUCUUUGACAGAAUUACGAACACAAAUUCCUGUUACUCUCACUUCAUAUGAUCAUCCAUCUCUUCGUCAAGGAACAAAGGAAAAGACUGUGACUGUUGAUAUGAGUGGUAUGUCUCUCUUAGAAGUUCUCUUACGACAGAGAAUAGCUACUAUUGGAAUACCGAUGAUGUCACUCUUGUUAGAACAAUCAUGUGGUCUCAAUUUAUCAUCAAUCGAUCCAUUAUUACGCCCUGCUAUAAAUAUAGCAGCCAUCAUGCCUUCAUUAGUCAAUGAAUUAGUUGGAAUGGGAAGAGAUUUAAGAGGAGAACCAAAUUUUUCAUUAAUUUAUCGGCACAUGUUUAAUUGUUCAUUGCAACAAAGUAUUUAUUUUACCUUAACUUUACAUGAUUUAGCUAUGAAAACAUUUGACCAAAAUAUCCAAAAGAUAUUGCAAUCUUUGAAAUCUCCUUCUUUACAACAUCAUGUCUCAAUUUAUAUGCAAUAUCUACGACUACUAAUUCGUGGUUUUGCUCAAUGGCAUCAUUAUUCAGAUCGAUUCAAAAAUCUUAUUGCAUUAGAUGAAACACAUAAACAAAUAUUAAUAUUUUCGAUUGCUGAUGGUCUAAAUCAACGUUAUGAUGCUCUUCAGGAUGCAUUAUUACAAUAUCAAUCGCAUAAAGUAAUACAUGAAAGUCUUUACUAA
Rotaria sp. Silwood1 is the source of this 1500-nucleotide messenger RNA. The record is from the annotation of a GenBank genome assembly. Lineage: Eukaryota; Metazoa; Rotifera; Eurotatoria; Philodinida; Philodinidae.